Molecule: messenger RNA, 825 nt
Organism: Hyalella azteca
Lineage: Eukaryota; Metazoa; Arthropoda; Malacostraca; Amphipoda; Hyalellidae
Exons: 3
Coding region: 1-825 (274 amino acids)
Source: RefSeq, a predicted model, not a curated record
AUGGACAAGCGGAGUCCAUCUCAAGUUGUGCGCGCAGGGCCCGAGUCUUCGGCCGAGGAGCUCGACCCAUCAGAAGUUCCGUGGCCAUACUUUCAAAACAAAGUAUGGGCUCCGGUUUCCGCUCCCGCGACACCGCCGACGUCCGACCAUGUGGCCGGUGCCUCUAAACUUGGACGGAAUGGUGACGGAGAAGAUCGGUUAUCGCAGCGUCAGGCAUUCCAAAGUGACGGUGAAUUUCAUGAUGAAAACCGGGACGUGGAGUCCGAUGACCGGGUUUGCAGCGGGCAGCAGCAGCACUCCGGACUGGGACGAAACGAUAGCUGCGUUGAACGAGAUCAGUGCCACUUGUGGGGUGGUUGCUCGACAAUCUGCCCAACACCAACAGUAGAUGCCACACCCACACAAACCACCACACCAAACCACAAACCAAACCACAAACUAAACCACAAACCAAACCACAAACUAAACCACAAACCAAACCACAAACCAAACCACAAACUAAACCACAAACUAAACCACAAACCAAACUGCAAACUAAAGCACAAACUAAACCACAAACUAAACCACAAACCAAACCACAAACUAAACCACAAACCAAACCACAAACUAAACCACAAACUAAACCGCAAACUAAACCACAAACCAAACUGCAAACUAAAGCACAAACUAAACCACAAACCAAACCACAAACUAAACCGCAAACUAAACUACAAACCAAACCACAAACCAAACCGCAAACUAAACCACAAACUAAACCACAAACUAAACCACAAACCAAACCACAAACUAAACCACAAACCAAACCACAAACUANACUGCUGUUAG